UUGAGCACCCCAGUUAGAUCGUUUACUCCAGGUGCCUUUCGUGUGGAGGACAGUCUUAGCGUCCUUGGAAGAAGUGUUUAGCAAACUAUUCGGGAGGGAAAAGAACGUUCCUUUUUGCUUUUUCUUUUUUUUUUUAAAGUGAUAUUUCUGACAGGUGAACUCUGUAAUUCCAUGGAUUCUGACAAGUCAGCGACUGCUCCAUCCUGGGACAAUGAGAAGUCUUCAAUGGUCCAGAACCCACCUCCACCUUACUAUGAUAACCCGGGAGUCGCUCCGCCGGGCCAGGCUUACCCCCCGCAGGGUUAUGGAUACCCCCCGCAGCAAGGCGCCGUGUACAACCAGCAGGCAUACUCACCAGGCCAGCAGUACCCGGGGCAGCCGGCCCCCAUCGUCAUGCAGCCCACCGUGUACGUCACCCAAGGCCCUCUGACCAACCCCGUCAACGACUACCUGGGCUACUCCAUCUUCACCAUGAUCUGCUGCUGCCUGCCGCUUGGAAUCGCUGCCCUCAUCUACUCCAUCUCGGCCCGUGAAGCCAACCACACCGGUGACCGAAUGUCUGCAGAGAGGAACAGCAGGACCGCCAAGACGCUGAACCACGUGGCUCUGGGGCUCGGGCUCGGAUCCCUCGUCCUUUGCAUCAUUUACAUUGUGGUAGUUGUCGUCAUGGCUUCCGCACGCUAGCGUCUCUAUUUCAUACCUUUACUGCGCAUGCCUCUGUUACGUAACGAGAAGCUGCCCUGCGGUUGCAUUAUCGAAUAAUUGUGUUAAAGAGAAUGUAACCAGUGUGAAUUUUUUUCCAUCGUUGUUUUGUAAUCAAAGUGAUUAAGGACCUGCUACUCGUCUGACAGUUUUAUUUUUGUAUAAAAUGAUUUUUUUAUUAUGAUUAUUAUUAUUUCAGACAAAGUGGGACAAUCAGUCUCUCACAAAAUCAGCAUAAAUUUAGAAAAAGUGGAGCUGCUGUAGCGGACGCAGCUUCCUCUAUUGGCUCUGACUCGAUCUGAUUAAACCGAAUUAAACCGAACCGUUCCGACUAUUUGGCAAUGAUUUUAUUUUCCCUUUUUCUACUCUUUCCAGACCAUGCUUAAAGGGCUUUGUUUCUCAAUAAAGAACACCUUUAUAAAUAAAAGCGCAACGUAAAUCAUUUUGAGUCCUUCUCUUUCCGUUUUGCUUAUCCAACUGCAAUAAAAAAAA
Xiphophorus couchianus (Monterrey platyfish) is the source of this 1194-nucleotide messenger RNA. Its product is annotated as proline-rich transmembrane protein 1-like. Lineage: Eukaryota; Metazoa; Chordata; Actinopteri; Cyprinodontiformes; Poeciliidae. Gene Ontology annotation, cellular component: membrane. The transcript has 3 exons. The record is from RefSeq and is a predicted model, not a curated record. The coding region runs from base 172 to 684 and encodes 170 amino acids.